CCGGGACAGAGGGACAUCUGAGGCCUGCUGAGACUCUCGCUCUUCCUCAUGCUCCCUGGGACGUGACAUUUGAUUCACAGAGCCAGCUGUGGGUCUUACUGGAGAGUGAAGAUGUGAAUGUGCUCAGAGCAGCACUGGAAGCUGUGUGACUCAGAGACUCCUGAACUGAGGAGGGUCACUGAAGCAUUCAAAACUCAGUGGGAUGUCUUUGAAGGUUCUGUGGGACUGGAGAGUCAGUUUAAGCACCUGUAUAAGGUGAACUUCGACAACAUGGCAUCAUAUUUGCAGAAGAAACAGGAAAGACUAGAACAGGAGAGUAAGAAAAGAGCAGCAGCAAAUGCCUCUAAACCCAAUAAAAGAAACAAAACGGAGAGCGGCACUGUGCCUCAAAGCACCAGCUGAGAGAGCGUUCUUGUUUCAAAUCUGCUGUUUUGUCAUGUUUGUAUAAUUAUACAGUUCUUUUUGUUAAUUGACAAUGAUUAUAUGACUUUUUAUUCAUUCAGUAAAGCCUUUCAGUUUAAA
Messenger RNA from Cyprinus carpio (common carp), 522 nucleotides. RefSeq names its product tRNA (guanine-N(7)-)-methyltransferase non-catalytic subunit wdr4-like. The record is from RefSeq and is a predicted model, not a curated record. The transcript is spliced from 3 exons. Lineage: Eukaryota; Metazoa; Chordata; Actinopteri; Cypriniformes; Cyprinidae. The coding region runs from base 118 to 402 and encodes 94 amino acids.